AAACCCUAGUUCUUAAACGUGUAAAACUAAGAAGUACAGAGCCUGGACAUAGAGUCGCAGACUGCAACAGGCCCUUCGCCAUGGGUGCAAUCCACCAUUAUCAUUUCUGAAAUCUCAGCGGCUCAGCCUCCGUCUACCAGCGUCACCGGCCGCCGACAGCCUCUCCUAGCGUCGCCAGCGACUACGUUGCCUCACCUUCCCGUCCGCCGCCAACAACCAGCCUCGCCACGCCUGUCGCUGCCGUCCUUCCGACACUCCGGGAAGAAGCUUGAUAAGAGCUGCAAAAUCAAAUAAUUCCUUCCAAGUAAAUGAACUAUCUCUUGUAAUUCAUUGUCUCCCUUAAUCCACAAGCCAUGAAGCUUCUUGCAACUUUUCGAUCCUCCAUGGCUCUUCGCGGAAUAACAGGACCUUUGCAAUCUCGCUCCUUCCAACCUGAUUUUGUUCCAAGAGAUCCAAAUGCGGGGCCUAGAAGAUACAAAUACCCUGCUGUGUAUGAUCCAUAUGGCCCUAGACCCCCGCCUUCCGAUAAGAUCAUUCAGCUUGUGGAACGGAUUGCUGGUCUCACACCUGAGGAGCGCAGACAAAUUGGCCCUGUACUUAGAGAGAGACUGAAGCAUCCCAUGCUGAAACCUAUUUCGGUAGAAGGCAUGGAUUUUGGUGCUGCUGGAGCUGGAGCUGGAGCAUCAAAGACCGAGGAGAAGAAGGCUGAAAAAACAGUCUUUGAUGUUAAGCUAGAGAAAUUCGAUGCAGCUGCAAAAAUCAAGGUGAUCAAGGAGGUACGUGGUUUUACGAGUUUGGGAUUGAAGGAAGCCAAGGAUCUAGUAGAAAAGGUACCCGCAACUCUUAAGCAAGGGGUCACCAAAGAGGAGGCAAAUGAGAUAAUCGAAAAGAUCAAAGCUGCUGGAGGAAUUGCAGUGAUGGAGUGAUAAUCCCUGGGCGGGCGGGGAUUAUGUUCUUCCUAAGGAUGACGAAAUGAACCUUCCUUUCUUGGAUGAUUGUUUUGCCAGAGGCAUGAAGAAGAGCAUUUAAAUUCAGCCAUUGGAAUUGUUAUACUUUUGGAGAUACUUUUUUCUCUUCCAAAUAAACAUGGUUUCUAGAUAUUGGCUGGUCUGGCAAAGCCUAUAGUCAUGAAUAGUGGAUAAUUUUAUUAUCUACUCCAAUUUAUCCAUUAUCAGUUUGAAAAAAACUAAAUGCAUUGUUCAAUCUGUUAUGUUUAAUGAAUAAUUACAUAAAUUUCACUGAUGGGA
Ipomoea nil (Japanese morning glory) is the source of this 1247-nucleotide messenger RNA. Its product is annotated as 50S ribosomal protein L7/L12-like. Gene Ontology annotation, molecular function: structural constituent of ribosome. NCBI's taxonomy places the organism in Eukaryota, Viridiplantae, Streptophyta, Magnoliopsida, Solanales, Convolvulaceae. Gene Ontology annotation, cellular component: ribosome. The record is from RefSeq and is a predicted model, not a curated record. Gene Ontology annotation, biological process: translation. Bases 354 to 926 code for a protein of 190 amino acids. The transcript has 2 exons.